AAUCUCUCCAACACUCUCUGUUCCCCAGGGGAGACGUGGAACCCGUUCAAGCUGCAGUUCCAGCUGCGCAACGUGCGGGAGCGUUUGGCCAAGGCCCUGGUGGAGAAGGGGAUCCUGAGCACGGAGAAACAAAACUUCCUCCUGUUCGACAUGACCACCCACCCCCUGAGCAACGGCGCCGAGAAGCUGCGGCUGCAGCGGCGGCUGCAGGACAGUGUCCUGGAGCGCUGGGCCCGCGACCCGCGGCGCCUGGAGCCCCGAACCCUCGCCCUGCUCGUGCUCGCCCACUCCUCCGACGUCCUGGAGGGCGUCUUCGGGGGCCUGGCCGACGACAGGUACGAGCUGGCCAUGGCCAGGGCCAGGGACCUGCUGGACACUGACCCCGAGCUCGAGGCGGCCAAGGCUCGGGGGGGCUCGGAGAUGAUCUGGGCCGUGCUGGCCGCCUUCAACAAGGGCUAAGGAUGCUGUU
Molecule: messenger RNA, 469 nt
Organism: Neopelma chrysocephalum (saffron-crested tyrant-manakin)
Lineage: Eukaryota; Metazoa; Chordata; Aves; Passeriformes; Pipridae
Product: Golgi phosphoprotein 3-like
Exons: 1
Biological process (GO): Golgi vesicle budding; retrograde vesicle-mediated transport, Golgi to endoplasmic reticulum; Golgi to plasma membrane protein transport
Cellular component (GO): Golgi cisterna; cytosol; trans-Golgi network
Molecular function (GO): phosphatidylinositol-4-phosphate binding
Source: RefSeq, a predicted model, not a curated record